AAGUCAGAGCCUCCCACCCCCCCCCGUCCCCCCACGCGCCGGAGCGGAGGCCUUGGAAGUGGAGCUGGCGCUGAAACGUUACGAGCUCGGAUUAAACAACAAAAAACCUUUACCCGUGUGUGUGUGUAACGAGCCACGCAGAAUUUAGCUUUGCACCUAUAAAGGGUGACUUGCGAAGGGGGUAAAACUCGCGGGAAGUGAGCGGAGGAGAACAAACGCGAGAGUGUGAAGAGUAUACACGCCUGAGAUGGGAGACGGUUAGAGGUGAUGAGAUAGGGCGAGGUGAGGAGAAACAACGAGAGAAACAGAGUUGUGGGAGAGGAGUGAAAGAAGAGACGUUGUUGUGCGGAGGAGGAGGAGGAGAAGGAGGGAGGAGGAGGAAUACGCGGAGAGAAACGGAGGAGUCUGUGAAGAAGAGUCGAAGAGACCGGGCGAGGAGACGCGCGCACCCGCUCCGGGACUGUAACCUUCACCACUCAAGUGUGCGGCUGAGCCGCGGUCCCCUGAGCCCGCUGGGCAGAAGAGUUGCCGGCGCGCUGGACGGGCACCCAUGCCGUUGGGCGGCGCCCUGCGCGCCCCUGCAGGCUGCGCGCCUUCGCUGCGGGCCUGACAUCGGCGCUGGCAGCGCCGCCUCUGCCACCGCACCCCCCCGCCGCGUGAAGAUGGACGGGCGACUCGGCGACGCCGCCGCCGCGGCCGCCGCAGCCGCCGCCGUCGCCGGCCUGAACUGCCUGCCCACCGGCGGUGCCGCCAGACGCAUCUUCGACCGGCACAAGCGGCGCCGGUGGCUGCGCCGGGUCGCGCUGAACCGCUGGAACCGGCUGCGCAAGCCGCAGGCGGCCGUCCGCGGCUCCGGCUGGCUCGUCGGCGACCUCCAGCCGCGAACGCCGCAGGCGCAGGCGGCGCAGCCGCGGCCAAACCCGUCCCAGCGCACGUUCCUCUGCUCGUCCUCCCCGCUGCUGCUCGCCAGGCAGAGCGCCCUGCUGUGCGUACAGAUGCUGUCCGAGCAGGUGGCGGCGACGAACUUCCACGACGCGGCCGCGCCGCAGGUGGCGCCGGCGGGGGUAGGCCACGGCAGAGCGCAGGGAGGCGCGCGCGUGCCGCCUGCGCCCGCUUCCUGCCCGCCGCCGCCGCCGCUGCCGCCGCCUCCUCCAUGCGCCCAACCGCCCGCUCCUCCUUGUGCCCAACCGCCUUCGGUGCCGGCACCACCGCUUCCUCCUCCGUGCGCGCCGGCGACUCCUCCUUUGCCGCCGUGCGCGCCGGCGCCUCCGCCGCCUGCGUGCGCAACACAGCCUCGAUGCGUGCUGCAGCCGGCAUGCAUGCUGCCCUGCUCGGGAGCCGGCGAGAAGUUUGGAGGCGGCGACGGCUGCGAUGGCGUUGGGAGCGGCGUGGAGAAGAUGGACUGCGACCCCGCGGGAUCGUCGGACGAGGAUCUGGCCGUGACAAUGGACGACCUGGAUGCGAUGACCAAGCUUCUGCAGACGGUACAGCGGCACACGCACCACGCGGAUGGCGUGGAGAUCUGCGGUCCCUUCCUGGCGGGCGACUGCGACCUGUGGGCCACGUGCCCUCGCCACCACACCACGCUGCCCUUCCACUGGCAGCUGCGCAAGCGGAGGCCCGUGGCAAGACCCGGGCCCUGGCCGGGGCUGCUCGGUGGAGACCGCGGCGGCGACACCGGCGGUGGCACGGUCGGCAUGGCGAAGGCCGGAGGGGAUGAGUGGGAGAGCCUCCCCGAGCACGCCCAGGACCCGCUGGAGAAGCUCUACUGUGACCCCGACCGCAAUGUCAUCGUGCUGCAGCACGGGCUGCGCCGCAUGGUGGUGGACCUGCACACGAUGCUGGUGCGCGACUCCGGGUACGACCGUCUGCGCCGCCUGUCCGUGUCUGAGCCCGGAGGCGCGAACCCCGAGUUCUAUACCCUGUGGAAGAUCUACUGGAAGGACCAGCUGUGCUGGAAGGAGUACGAUGAGCCACUGGCUCUGCAGUUGGAGGCAGCUUGGCGUGCGGGGCAGCGGGAGGUGGUGGUACCCGCCCGGCGCGAGCAGAGCGGUGCUGGUGCGGUUGCUGGUGCGGCUCUUGGUGCUGGCGGUGGUGGUGGCGGGGUGGUCGUGGACCUGGCGAGCUCCGUGCAGCACGACCUGGCCUUGGGGACGCAGCAACGUGUGGCGCGGCGCCCGCUCUACCGCUCGCCCGUGCUGCUGCUGCCUCUGCUCAGGACAUUGGCCGACCCGGCAGAGUUGGCGAACCCCAUGCUGGUGACGCCGUCGCAAUCCUCCUCCGUGUCCUCCUCAUCCUCCUCGUUGUCGUCUUCGUCAUCGGCGCCGCUGCUGCCGGCCACGUGGGUGCCAAUGGAGCCGAGCGCCGACUUUGUGCAGGUGGAGAUGUCGGCGAGCGAGCGUGCCUUCCGUACCGUCUACUCGCUCUUCCACAAGACGGUGCCCGAGACGAAGGCAUCCAUCGUGUCCAUCCACCGCGUACAGAACCCCUUCCUCUGGGAGAAGUACUGCAGGAAGAAAGAGCACAUGUGCCGCCGGCUGCCGGAGCCGCUGUGCCGCACCACCGAGCGCCACCUGUUCCACGGCACGUCGGCCGAGGCGAGCGCCGCCAUCUGCAAGCACAACUUUGACCCUCGCGUGUCGGGGAAGCACGCCACGGCCUACGGGCAGGGCUGCUACUUCGCGCGCCGCGCUGUCUACUCGCACGGCUACGCACGGCCCUCGGGGGAGCGCGGCCUCCGCUGGAUGUUUCUCUCCAAGGUGCUGGUGGGCAGGCACGCGCAAGGCAGGCCAACGCUUCGCAGGCCGCCUCCAAUCAACCCGUGCGACCUGACCUCGGACCUGUUCGACUCCUGCGUAGACAACCUGGCCGACCCACAAAUCUACGUCGUCUUCGACAACGACCAGUGCUACCCGUACUUCCUCAUCUGCUACCGAGUGCUGGAGGACGUGGUGCAGAUAUGAGCAAUCUAUACCCGGUGUGACUAGACUAAGUGGGUGACCUGGCCAAGUUGGGUGGACCAGGCUUGGGAAUGACCAGGCUAGUUGGCGACCCAGCUCAUGGGUGACCGGGUGAAGUGGGGAACAAUGCAAUGGGGCGAUCAGGCGAUUGAGUGAGUGGGGAGACCAAGCUAGUUCUCCAUCAAGCCACCGAUUAACCAAACGGUGGAUGAGUGGGCGAGCGGGCUAGUGCGUGAACGGGCUGUGGUUGGUGUUCAGGUGACCGGGUUGAGUGGGCCACUGUGGCGAGCAGGUGGGCAAGAGAGUGGGGCGACUGACUCGCCGGGGACACCCAAGUGAAUGGGAAACCGGGGCGAGUGGGCGACCUGGGCUAGUUAGACAACUGUCCAGCGGGAGACUGUACAGGCUCUUGCUCGCCCACUCUCACCCAGUCAUCGCCACGUGCUCGGAAGAGGAGUCCUCGUUACAAUUGGGAGUCGUCGGCUGCGGGUUGGAGCACGUUGCCGCGAGUUGGAGCCGCCAACCCCCGCUGCUCGAGGAAGACGGCAGCAACGCUGGGGUUCGCCAUCAUUGGGAGUCAUCGCUUGUCCGGGACCACUGUCGUCAGUGUUUGGGAGCCUUUGACAUCUCUUGGAAGGAUUUGUUGCCGAUCCUGAACCCCUGUUUGCAGUCAUCGCUUAGGAAGCAUCACCGUUGAUGGGAUUCGUCAGCAGGAGCUGUGGACUGCCGGCCGCGGGCUAGGUAUUACCGCAACAGCGGGGCUUCACCAGCGUUGGAAUUCUCCUUUCCCUCGGAAGCCGCCGCCACUGCUGUCUCAGAGUAAUCGCGAGAGUUUUGUCACUCAUUGGCACCACCGCAGUUAGGAGUCAUCGCCAUUGUCCCGGCUGCACGACGUGAAAAAAAUACUAAACUCUGAUGGGAACUUGUGACUUGACUGGACCGCCGCUGAUGGAGUUUGCAGUUAUUUUGUUUUUAUGUAAAUGUCCAAAACUGAAAGGGGGUUACGCAUUGGCCGAAAGAGAUUUUUCCCUACGGUUUUCUCGCAUUUGUUUUGUACGAUCGCAAUUAUCAAGCGGUAAUAAUUUAGCGUUAUUUGUUAUAUAUAUUUUCGUUUGGCUGUCGAAAUGAAUGCCAGCGGAGUUGGGCGUGACUGACAGAUGCAUGCACACGCGUACACACACGCACGCACACUUGUAAGCACAUGUUAAACGCAUGCACUCGUGUACGCGCAUGUAUGCACGUGCACACGCACACACACGCACUCGUGUACACACGCACGCACUCGUGUACACACGCACGCACUCAUGUACACACGCACGCACUCGUGUCCAAACACCCACAGACGUAAUCGUGCACACAUGAAUGUAUGCGCACACGCAUGUGCUUGUAUACACACUCGUGUAUACGAUCUUACACGCACACACACACGCAGAUCUAAACUCGUAUGUAUUUACAUGCACACUAAUACAGGAGCCAUGGUGACAAGAUGUUAUCUCCCUCGCCCAGUAUGCAGGAGGUCGUGGGUCCUAUCCUGACCCUGACAAUGCCUGCUGUCUAUUUGGAGUUUGCAUGUCUUUCUCCCCGUGAUCGCGUGGAUUUU
Messenger RNA from Petromyzon marinus (sea lamprey), 4560 nucleotides. RefSeq names its product protein mono-ADP-ribosyltransferase TIPARP-like. Gene Ontology annotation, molecular function: NAD+ poly-ADP-ribosyltransferase activity. Gene Ontology annotation, cellular component: nucleus. The record is from RefSeq and is a predicted model, not a curated record. Lineage: Eukaryota; Metazoa; Chordata; Hyperoartia; Petromyzontiformes; Petromyzontidae.